Molecule: messenger RNA, 345 nt
Organism: Leishmania braziliensis MHOM/BR/75/M2904
Lineage: Eukaryota; Euglenozoa; Kinetoplastea; Trypanosomatida; Trypanosomatidae
Exons: 1
Coding region: 1-345 (114 amino acids)
Source: RefSeq, a predicted model, not a curated record
AUGGGGUUCCGCAUGCUGCAGGACUUUAUGCGCGUGCAGCGCUGGGAGCGCUCGAUCAUGAGGCGCGAGGAUCACUCAGAGAGCAGGCUUGUGCGCGGCAUUCGCAUGAUCCCGUGGUCUGGGGUAGCCAUGUUCUUCUUCAUUAUGGUCUUCUUCGGGUUCGACCUUGGCGCCGGCAUCAAGCAAACGGCGCGUCGCAUCAAGGAGAAUAAGAAGGACGCACAGACGACGCUGGAGGUGCAGAAAGUUCAGGCACGUCGGUGGUCUGUGGAACAGGUGAAGAGCUUUAGGGAGGGAGAGCUGCCGCAGCCCUCUUGGGAGAAGGGCGGCCCGCGGGCGAAGUGA